Molecule: messenger RNA, 1608 nt
Organism: Trichoderma aggressivum f. europaeum
Lineage: Eukaryota; Fungi; Ascomycota; Sordariomycetes; Hypocreales; Hypocreaceae
Exons: 2
Coding region: 1-1608 (535 amino acids)
Biological process (GO): transmembrane transport
Cellular component (GO): membrane
Molecular function (GO): transmembrane transporter activity
Source: RefSeq, a predicted model, not a curated record
AUGGGCAAGGAAGAGCCUCCCGCGGUCUUGGAAUCCGGCGUCCUCCCCUCUGGCCAGACAUCGCCAGACAACAGCCAAUUCAUCGACAAGGCCGAGAUCGAACGCCUGGGCCGAGCCCGUCCGGCCGUUCUCAGCUCAUGGCUCACCGAAGUCCUCUUUGUCGCCACCAUUGUGCUGUCCAUGACCAUGGGCGAGUACUUCACCGGCGGCUUCAAUAUCAUCCUGCCCCCCGUGGCCGAUGCCCUCGACAUCCCCGAUAACACGCGGACAUGGCCCGCCAGCGUCAUCAACCUGACGACAGCAGCCUUCCUGAUGCCAUUCUCACGUCUGUGUGACAUUUAUGGCGCCCGCUCCGUCUUCCUGUUUGGCCACAUCUGGUUCAUGAUCUGGUCCAUCGUCUGCGGCUUCAGCCAAAACACCAUCAUGCUCAUCAUCUGCCGCGCCCUCCAGGGCGUAGGAACAUCGGCCUUCACCCCCGCCGGCCUCGCUCUCCUGGGCCAGACAUACCGCCCCGGCCCCCGCAAGAACCUCGUCUUCGCCAUCUGGGGUGCCUUUGCCUGCCUGGGCUUCUACUUUGGCAUCUUCAUGGGCGCCGUGUGCGCAGACUUCAUGACCUGGCGCUGGUACUUCUGGAUCGGCGCCAUCAUCAUCUUUUGCAUCGCCUUCACGGGCUUCCUCACCAUCCCGCGUAAUCUUCACGACCAGGACGAUUCUAUUCGCAUGGAUUGGUGGGGUCUCUGCACGAUUGUGCCUGGCCUGAUUCUCGUCGUCUUUGCCUUUACGGACGGAGGCCAUGCGCCGCGCGGCUGGCAGACACCGUACAUCUAUGUGACGUUUAUCAUUGGCAUGCUGUUCCUGGUUGCGGGCGUCUACACUCAGGGCUGGGUGUCUGCUCAGCCGCUGCUCCCUGCAGACCUGUUUCGUCCCAAGUACAUGAAGCGGCUGUCUUUGGCUCUGUUUUGCCUGUAUGGUGUGUUUGGCUUGUAUCUGUUUUAUUCGAGCUACUACAUCGAAACCGUACUCAACACGACUCCCAUCCUCACCGCUGCCUGGUUCACUCCCUUGGCCAUUGGGGGCGUCUGUCUCGCGGUUUGCGGCGGCUUCAUCAUGCACAUGAUAUCGAACCGUAUCCUGAUGAUGAUCUCCAGCGUGGGCUUCCUCUUGUCGGUGCUCCUGUUUGCCAUCAUCCCCAACCGCGUCGACGGCCACCCCUCGACCGGCUUCCUCUACUGGGCGUACAUCUUCCCGGCCAUGCUGUGCGGCACCAUCGGCGUCGACAUCACGUACAACGUCACAAACGUCUUCAUCACCACGUCGAUGCCGCGACGCCUCCAAGCUACUGCUGGCGGUCUCAUCAACACUCUGCUGUAUCUCGGCCUGGCGUUUUGGCAGGGCAUUGCCGAGAUGGCCGUGUCCGAGGCUAACAGGAGGAAACUACCCGAGGGACUCAGUCUGCGAGAGCAGUACAAGAUUGGCUUCUGGAUCGGCGUUGCCAUGGCCGGACUGUCGCUGAUACUAGUGCUGACCAUCAAGAUUGACAAGGCGGCGGCUGAGUUGACGGCCGAUGAAAAGGCAGCUCAAGCAGAGCGUGAGGCAGCAUCAAACUAA